AUGUGUGUACGUUUCUCUCUUUCUUUUCACUCAAAAACGCGGAAAGGGGACGAAAUGUGUUUGAGAGGUGCGAUUAGUCAUUGA
This is a messenger RNA of Caenorhabditis briggsae, 84 nucleotides long. The transcript has a single exon. Bases 1 to 84 code for a protein of 27 amino acids. Lineage: Eukaryota; Metazoa; Nematoda; Chromadorea; Rhabditida; Rhabditidae. The record is from RefSeq and is a predicted model, not a curated record.